GCUUUUGCGCACGGCGGACCUCCGACAAAAUGGAUUUCGUCGUCCUAUCCGGUCGCCGACUCCGCCCGAACCUAUGUAGAACCUGCAUCCGUCGACUUGCACCGCGAACGUCCCGAUCAUACGCCAGCACCAGUUCCAAGCAACCUGAUAUCUACGAUGUCGUCUGCGUCGGCGGCGGUCCCGCCGGUCUCAGUCUUCUUACCGCGCUGAGAGCGAAUCCAGUAACGGCCGGUCUAAAAGUCGCUCUCGUUGAAGCCCAGGACCUGCGCAAAGUGCGCGGGUGGAAGAUGCCGCCCGAUCGCUUCUCGAACCGAUGCAGUUCGCUCACCCCGGCCUCGGCGAAGUUCCUCGACGGGAUCGGGGCGUGGAGAUAUGUGAAGAGGGAGCGCGUGCAGGGGUACCAUGAGAUGCAGGUUUGGGACGGGGUCACGGAUGCGAGGAUCGAGUUUGAGUGGGCGAAGGGUAGGCGUGGUGGGACGAUCGCGUAUAUGACUGAGAACCUGAACUUGACGUCGGGGCUGCUGGGACGGUUGGAGGAGUUGGGGGGUGUGCAGGUGUUUGAUGGGGCGAAGGUUGAGGGGAUUGGGUUUGGAGACGAGACGGAGGAUUUGGAUUUGAGGGAGUGGCCGGUGGUUCAUCUAGCGGGUGGGAAGCAGUUGGCGGCGCGGUUGCUGGUGGGUGCGGAUGGGGCGAAUAGUCCUGUGAGAGCGUUCGCGGGGAUUGAGAGUAGGGGGUGGGAUUACGAGCGGCAUGGUGUUGUGGCGACGUUGGAGCUGGAGGGCGAGGGUUGGGGAGGAGACGAUAUGAAAAUCGCUUACCAGCGAUUCUUACCCACCGGCCCCGUCGCUAUGCUUCCUCUUCCGGGCAAUCUCUCAACGCUCGUCUGGUCUACCACGCCCUCGAACGCCGCCCUUCUCAAGUCCCUCUCGACGAAAGACUUCAUCGCCCUCGUCAACGCCGCCUUCCGCCUCCGUCCUGUGGACCUCGAGUUCAUGCACACGCUUUCUUCCGGUCAAGUCGACGAGCUGGCCUGGAGAUUACAACACACGCAAUUCAAUUACCAGGCUAUACCACAAACCGUCGUCGGGGUCCAAGAAGGCACUAUAGCCUCGUUCCCGUUGAAGCUACGACAUGCGGAUACGUAUAUCGGGGAGCGCGUGGCGCUAGUCGGCGACGCGGCACACUCGAUCCAUCCGCUUGCGGGACAAGGGCUCAAUCAAGGGCAGGGCGAUGUCGAAUCGCUGACCCGAACGAUCGAGUACGCGGUCUCGCACGGCCAGGACAUCGGAGCGCGAAUGUCGCUCGAGCCGUAUAACGCGGAGAGGUACGGUCCGAACCAUGUGCUACUAGGCGUGUGCGAUAAGCUGCAUAAGCUGUAUUCUGUGGGUAGCGGACCGUUGGUGCCGUUGCGGUCGUUGGGGUUGAACGCGAUUAACGCGUUGGGACCGGUCAAGAAUUUCUUCAUGGAUCAGGCGGCUGGGAAUGGGAUUAAACUAUUUUAGAUGGAUGGGCGUGUUUGAUGUAUGAGCUUCAAAUUGCUCGGCGUGUAUUUUAUGUAGAAUAUGACCUCGUGGCUUAUGAUAGACGAUGCGAAGAGUGCGUCUGAGACGAAGAAAAUAUGUCCAGAAUCCAGUAUCAUGACGUUGUCCUAAUACCUAGAUGAGACUUGGAGUGCGAUCGAGCUUGAUUGAUG
Molecule: messenger RNA, 1693 nt
Organism: Annulohypoxylon maeteangense
Lineage: Eukaryota; Fungi; Ascomycota; Sordariomycetes; Xylariales; Hypoxylaceae
Product: ubiquinone biosynthesis hydrox
Exons: 2
Coding region: 30-1502 (490 amino acids)
Biological process (GO): ubiquinone biosynthetic process
Cellular component (GO): mitochondrion
Molecular function (GO): 2-octaprenyl-6-methoxyphenol hydroxylase activity; FAD binding; oxidoreductase activity, acting on paired donors, with incorporation or reduction of molecular oxygen, NAD(P)H as one donor, and incorporation of one atom of oxygen
Source: RefSeq, a predicted model, not a curated record